GAUUACAUGUUAACACGUUGUCCUGUAUACAGCUGCAACCUGCACCAAAGAAUACAGGUUUGAUCUACAGAAGAAAUGGGUUGCUGCUUCCGUGUACAAUACGAGACCCUGUACUUUUAACAAAGAAUACAAUAAAAUAUCCAAGAUAAUGGGCUUAGCAUUUCUAUUUUAUACAUAUCUUUUUGGUGGGGUGACAUUUCUUCCAUUGGUUAUAUUUCUAUUUGUAUAUGUGCAUCCUAAAUUACAAGUAGAGGAAGAUGAACGAGAUGAUGAAAUUCAAAAUGAAAGUACAACAUAUGAUAAGCUAAAGGCUACUGAAAUUGAUGAGAAUCUGAAAACAGGAUCUGGUGCGUAUCAUUCUGGAUGGGUUACAGUAACCCAAGAAUAUUUGGAAUCCACUUCUGAAAUCAGUUCAUCUACACAAUCAAUCAGUGAAUCUCUGGAUAAUAAAUCUGCUUAUCUGUCAUUAUAUAAACUAGUGAAGAAUUCAGAAGCUAAUGGACCACCAGACUCUGAGAAUGGUGGAGAAUUGAAGAGAAGGAACAGUAAAUCAAGCAUUGAGCCCAUAAGUGCCACUUCUACUUCUAAUGAUGUUCAAGUAAAUGACGAUAAGAAAUUAAGAACAUCUCAAAAGAAACAUCGGUUUUAUGCCGUAUUGAGACAUGGGAACCUUUUUCUUUAUAAAAAUGAAAAGAAAACUGAUGUGAAACAUGUUAUUGUACUACAGGGUCAAGUUGUUGCCAUUUGGCCUCGUGAUCUUCCAGAUGGUCAAUUAUUUACUAAAAGAACUUGCAUUUGUAUUUUAAAAAGAGAUUUCACUAGACCAAGAAGAUUAUCUGAGGGACUUUAUUCCAAGGAUCUGGAAACUGGAUUUCUGAAUAAGGGAUAUGGGUCCAAAAUUACAACGUAUGAUAUUCUUUCUUCUGAUGGAGAUUUGGAAUUAAAACCACCAAAAGGUUCGUUUUUCCUUUAUUGUGAUACAAAUAUUGCUAAAGAAGAUUGGUAUUUUGCAUUGAUAAGAGCAACAAAGAGUACUAAACCUACGUUAUCUGACACUACAACAACGUCUAAUCAACCACUUGAUCCACUUAACCCCUCAAUAUAUGCCAAGUCCCUUCAUUUCAAAACUUCAAAUAUGAUUGAUUUAAUUCAAACUUUACAUUCAUCUGAAGGUCAAUUUCAAACAAGAUGGCUUAAUGCUAUAAUUGGGAGAAUAUUUCUAGCCCUUCAACAGACUGAAACUUUGAAAGAUUUUCUACAACGAAGAAUAGAAAAGAAAUUAAAGAAAAUUAAUAAACCAGGAUUUUUAGAUGAUUUUCAAAUGAAGAAAAUUGACGUUGGGAAUUCUGCACCUUACUUCACAUACCCUUCUCUCAAGGAGAUUUCACCAGAUGGUACUUUAUUACUCUCAACUAAUGUCCAUUACCAUGGAGGACUUUCUAUACAAAUUGCCACUAAAGUAAAUAUAAAUUUAGGGGCAAGGUUUAAAUCAAGAGAAGUGGAUGUAUUACUUUCAAUUACUUUCCAGAAAUUGGAAGGAAGAGUUGCCAUUAAGAUUAAACCCGCUCCUUCCGAAAGAAUUUGGUAUUCUUUUGAGUCAGAACCUGAUAUUGAAUUGAAAAUUGAACCAAUUGUCAGUUCAAGACAAAUGAACUAUAAUAUUAUUACAAGCACCAUUGAAAAGAAAUUCAAAGAGGCAAUUAAGGAAUCCUUAGUAUUGCCUAAUUGGGACGAUUUUGUCUUUUAUGACACUACAGAUGAAAUUUAUAGAGGUGGGAUUUGGGAUAAAACCGCUAGACAAUCAACACAGCAGUCGAAAGAAAACCACACGAAAGAACAUGACACCACAUCCAUUAAACCAGAUGGAUCAACUGUAUCUGAUGUAAGUAGUAUCAAAUCCACACAAUCCGACCUUUCACUGGUAUCUGUUCCAACAACUGGUGUAUCAGGUGGCGGUGUUAAUGGAAGCGGAGGAGAAGGAACUGCUCGUAUGAAAAUUGCCUCGACAUUGAAUGAUUUCUCGAAGAAACUUAAGAAAACUAAAUCAUCUACUACAAUGAGUAUCAAUGAAGAGAAUUGUUUAUCCGAUGGAUCAUUAUUGGAGCCAGCUCGCAGUAAUCUCAGCAGCAUUGCGGAUACGGAAGGUUCAUCAACUGAUUCUGAUGGAUCAAAAAGCUAUGGAAUUAACACGUUAAAAAAGAUGGGUAAAUGGUAUUUCAAGGAUUCUAAACCCGAGUCAGAGCAUGAUUCUACUGUAAAGGAAUUUUAUAAACCGCCGGAAAUGAUUCUGAAUAGAAGAACUCCCCGCAAAACUUCUGUUAGUACUAUUUCAUCCCCAGGAACUGUUCCGGACAGUGACUCUAGUCAAAAAUUAUCUAUUAAUCGUAAGAAGUCAUACGACAUGUUUAAUAAGAACCCCGGAGAGAUUACUGGGCUGCCUAUUCUAGGAACUUCAUUUGAUUCGGGAAGUAUAGAUUUGAAUUUUGGAUCACAUCCCGGAGCCCAUAGAAAGCGAGUUGACUCGUUUGCUAGCAGUCUUAGUGUAGAAAAGAAUGCCCCUAAUGAGUUUGAGAAUGUUUUCCUCAAGGACUCCCUUAACGAACGUCAUAUAGAUGAAGGAUUACACAGUACACCAACCUUGACGGUUGGAGAAGACCUGGAGAUCUUCACACCAGAUACUGAAGUCCCAAAGACAGAAAGUGAGAUUUCUGAAAUUUUCCCCAAGGUUACAGAAGAGUCUGACAAACCUGGCCCAGUUAGAAGAAAACCACCAUUACCACCUAGAGAUAUACCUGAAUUUCAGCAGAGCUGAUUUUGUUUGUUUUUAAUUCUAUAAUAUAUAUAUAUGUCUUCAUUUUUAUUUACCAAUAAAUAAUAUUU
This is a messenger RNA of [Candida] anglica, 2880 nucleotides long. NCBI's taxonomy places the organism in Eukaryota, Fungi, Ascomycota, Pichiomycetes, Serinales, Debaryomycetaceae. The record is from the annotation of a GenBank genome assembly.